Aaosphaeria arxii CBS 175.79 is the source of this 1489-nucleotide messenger RNA. RefSeq names its product FAD/NAD(P)-binding domain-containing protein. The transcript has a single exon. The record is from RefSeq and is a predicted model, not a curated record. Lineage: Eukaryota; Fungi; Ascomycota; Dothideomycetes; Pleosporales. Bases 122 to 1369 code for a protein of 415 amino acids. Gene Ontology annotation, molecular function: FAD binding.
AUUCUUUGUAACGGCUCCAGAAUUCGUAGGGUAGGCUGGCUUUGUGCGAUGGUUCUAACCUGGAUGCAAUAUCCUCACACUCUCUCUUGUGUUCCCUGAUAGACACUUCACACCUUGCACUAUGAACAGCAAGCUUCCUAUCAUUAUCGCAGGAGGAGGUAUUGUUGGCCUGACGUUGGCGCAGUCCUUGCACAAGGCCAAAGUCCCAUAUCAAGUCUUCGAAAGAGACCCCUCACCGACGCACAAUCUUGAGGGUUGGGGCCUGACGGUACACUGGGCCCUGCCUGCCCUCGAGGCAUGUCUUCCACCGAAGCUCUUCGCUCGAUUACUGGAUAUCCAAGUGGAUCCUGAACAAGGCAUUAACGAUACCGGUCGAUUUCUUUUCCUCGAUCUUAAGACGGGCGAACCGAAAUAUGUCAUCCCACCUUCGAAACGAAUGCGUCUUCACCGCCGGAAGCUGCGCGCUCUGUUGCGAGAGGAUUUGAACAUACAGUGGGACAAGGCACUCCACAACUUUACACAAACGAGCGGGUCCAUUCUGGCUCAUUUCGAGGAUGGCACUACGAUCGAAGGCUGUUUGCUGAUCGGUGCAGAUGGUUCCUCGUCUCGCACACGGCGUCUAUUAUACGCGUUUGAUCCAGAUGCGGGAAGUCUGAACCAGCUUCCAAUGCGGUUUAUGGGGACAACUAUGAGGCUGGAUCCUUUCCAAGCACAGCACCUGCGCGACAUAGAUCCUUUGCUCUUUCAAGGAUCCCACCCAGACACCGGCGUGUUCAUGUGGUGCUCGAUCCUGAGCGUACCCGCAACGAAUGGUAGUGCAGGGACUGGAUACAAUGAAUACUUUGAGGCACAACUGAUGCUAAGUUGGCAUUAUCGAUCAGCGGAAGAUGAGGUCCCAGCUACAAAUCGUCAGCGGGUCCAAAAGAUGAAGGCCAUGGCACAGAAUUUCGAUCCUAAUCUCCGGCGGAUAGUCUGGGAUGUAAUGGACGAUGCGCCAGUGCUCGAGGUGAAGAUAACAGAUUGGCUUCCGCGAGAAUGGGAUGGCAUGGAUAACCAUGUGACUUUAGUUGGCGAUGCUGCGCAUGCUAUGACCAUGUUCCGUGGAGAAGGGUUCAACCACGGGAUAACAGAUGCCGCAAAGUUAGGCAAUCUGAUAGUGGAGGCGUUCAAGAAUGGGUAUGAUCCCGAUCUCUUGGAGCAAGCAGUCGAGGUGUACGAACAGGAGAUGCGAUCUCGGACAUAUGAGGCUGUAUUGCUGUCGCGGCAAGCAUGUCUGGAUGCCCACGAUAUCAACAAUUUGAGUCCUGAUAGUCCGUUGGUCAGCAAAAGGGCGAGAAUUCUUGAGCCUGGGAAGAAGCGUGUGAUAUAAUAGUCUCGUAUGUAUGGCGAGAUGGCUUGGGCCAACUUUAGGGUACCAAAAUCUGAAGGGUUCGCAGGAAUAGCUGCUAGAAGAACAUUAGGGAAGCCGACGUCGAAAUAUAGUUUGACC